Heterotrigona itama is the source of this 4161-nucleotide messenger RNA. NCBI's taxonomy places the organism in Eukaryota, Metazoa, Arthropoda, Insecta, Hymenoptera, Apidae. The record is from the annotation of a GenBank genome assembly.
AUGACAUCGUUUUAUGACAAUUAUAACUAUUACAAAAAAAUGCUGGAAUUGCAGGAAAAAUUACGAAAGAGGUAAGUGAAGUACAUAUUUCUUAAAAUAAUGAUUUGCAAUAAAAUUCGAAUCAAUUAUGAGCCUAUUAUUCUUAAACCUAGAAACAGAUUACUGCAUGUUUAUAAACGAUUGUUACAGUGAAGAAGAGAGAAUAAGAUUAGAAGAGAGAUUCAAAAUACUCGUACAAGAAUCUCGUAAUAGGUGAGUGUUUAAAGGAAAAUUGUUUAUUUGAAUGUCACUAUUAAACCUGGUAUUUCUAUAUUUAUAUAUACGAAAUUUUUUUUAUACUCUUGAAGCAAUAAAUUAACCUGUCACGUUUAGUAUGUAUACUAGCAAAAAUUAAUUAAGUAUAUUUUUAGAGGCGGAAUAUCGGCAAAUAGCUGUUAUUAUCGAUUUUAUUUUCGUUUUACGUAAUAAUAACACUAUAGAAUUUCAGAGAUUAUGUAUUGAUUUAGAAGUGACCUAGUUUUGAGAAAUGUCACAAUCAAUACUAACUUUAUCUUACAAUUGAUUCCGAACGUGAAUUUCGUGUUUUGCGCUUUUAACAUCUGUACCUUAACCUAGGUGAACAUCGAUCGAAUAUACUACAUUCAAUAUAGUAUAGGGUUCAUAUAGACAUUCCUUUAAUUUGGCACUGCAACUUGAUAUUUUCAUAUAGUUAGUGUUAUUAUAUAUACUUAUAUGUGCAUAUAAUAGAUAUGUAUACAACUAUGUACACAACUAUCUAGGAAAGACAUGAUCUUUUACGACACGUCACGCACGCGAUGUCCUUCGAUUAUGCAGACAUUGAACAAACUGUAGCGUAUACUGUAGCGUAGCUUAAACAUAGUCAACGAAAAUAGAAGUUUUCUUAUAUAUUUACGAUUAUAUUAAUCUGAUAAUACUCUUUAAAAUGGAUCUCGUCUUUUUCAAAGAGAAGAGAAACUUGGUUUUUAGAAAAUUAUGAAAUUAUUAUGACAUUUCAGGCAUGAUGCGUGUAUAAAUCGAUUACGUUUAAGAUAUAUAGAGUUUUUAGAGGAACAACGUACAAGAGAUGAAAGAAAUCAUAAACUUCUUGAAGCAUUGGAUAGAGUAGAUAAUGACCUUGCAUCGAUGACUGCAAAAACAGAUAAACUUAAUGCUCUUAGAAAACAAUAUGAAGCUUAUCUUCGUCGUAUUUAUACAGUUCCUAGCCCAUCGACGAAUAUUAUUGAUGGCGGCAGUGUAAUGAAUCAAAGCGAAGAUAGAUAUUUAAGAAGAGACGCUAUCGCGAAACAAAUCUCUCUUGAUGUAGAAAAUACUUCAGCAUCUCAAUUAUUGCGGUUGGACGGUCAUAAAAAUCAAUCGAUUCCUCCAUCCGCGUCAACUAAAUCUGCGCAAAAUACGUGUAACGAUUAUCAUCAACAAAAUAUUAACACGCAACCCAGAAUUUUAAGUCAACAAAUAAGCCGCAAGAAUACUUAUCCGUCGAUUUCACAAAACAAUGAAAUGAUAAAACAACCAGCGACGCAGAGCCUAGAAAAUUUUGAACAAAAACAAUCACACCUUCAAGUCGAUCCAAAUUUGCAUAUUCCACGUGUGUCAUCAGGUCGGUUAUGUUCGUUGAAUCAACAAACUUUAUCGCAUUACAACUUCAAUAAACCCUUGACACAACGGAUGGAAAUAUCGCAAACUGCGUCGCAUUUUAUAGUUCCAGAACAUAUCAAUGGUAAUAUAUCGCCGUAUACGUCUUUGAAUGUAUCUCAAAAUCGAUUUGCUCCAAUGACUGUAGAUUAUGCUCGUCCAUCAAGUGUACAGCCUUUUCAACAGAAACGUAACAAAGUUUCGUUACACGACAUGGAAACGCAGACAAGAUGCGUCGGUGCGUUUCCAAACGAAGCAUCCUCGGCUUAUAAAACUAUAUCCGCGCCUAUAGAACGAAAUAUCUGUUGCAUGUCCUCGUCGAGCAAAUCUCCAAAUUUGUCGAAACAAGCCUCACCGCGUUAUUACGAUUACUCGUGGAGGAAACCCGAUAAUUUUAGAUCAAGGCACAAAUCUAUUAGCGGUGCUUCUGUUGUACGUCCGCUAGUAACAUCCGGUAUCGACAAUAUGACGAGACGAUAUAAAUAUUUCACACCAGAAACUAAUGCGAGGCAAUCCACUGUGGAACAGCAAGAUGAAAGUAGAACAACAACGAUCGUAGAGAACGAAUUAGACAGGUACAUUGAUAAGAUUCGUAGACUUCAUCGUGACCUUGAUGCGCAAAGUUUAGAGGAAAUUGAACAGGAGCGUGAUGUCGGUGGUAAUACGCUUGACGUUUCUUUAUCGGUUGAUAAUUUGUCGGAGAUUCCUACGGGGGAUCAAUCGGAAGAAAAAGAUCUCCCCAAAGAAGUCGAGAAGGUUUUAGCGUUAGCGGAUGAUCUUGCAUCUAGAUCAGUGGAUUUGGACGUUGCCAACGAAUCUGGAGAAGCACGCGUGAAUAAAAAUAGAAGUGUCGAAUUUGUUCAAGCCGCGAGAGGCGGUACACCGAUUUUAGAAAGAAACUACGUUUCGCAUACGCGCAACGAUUGCAAAACAUCGGCCGCGCUUGCAAAACGCGAAAUUAGCGGGGAUAUUGAAUUACACGAGACAAAAUUAGACUCACAUCAAAAUGUUAAAAAUUCUGAGAAGGGAAAUCUGAAUGAUACGUUAGAGCAGUAUGGACAAAAAUUGCCUAAAAUGCAAGGGGAUGAGCAAGUUGAUCUCAUGGUGACUUCGUCAGUUGACAAGGUUGUAGAACAAGACAUUAAGAACAUUAUUACGUCGAAAAAUAUGCAAAGAGUAGAGUAUGAUGAAAAAGAUAGGAACAUUUAUAUCGCGGCAGAAUCAAAUCUUGAUCAGUAUUUGUUUGAUAUCGUAGAUGAAUUAGAACCGUGGAAUCUGGAUCUUCUUCAGAAGCGAAUAAAGGAAGUAGAUUCAAUUCAUGAAGCUGAAAAUCAACUUGACAAGAAGGAAAUUGUCACUGAUACUCAGAAUCAAGACAAUGUAAAGCAAACUGAACUUCUGGAUGGAAUAAAAACCACAGAAAAUGAAGAGAAUAAGGAAGACUCUAGCGAAGACACGCAUGGAAAAGAUAUAAAUUCGAAUAUAGGAUUAGAACAAAAAGGUAUCGAAUAUCUCGAAUCAAAAGAAGAGCUUGCGAAUGAAAACGAGUUAAGUGAGAUUUCUAUCUCGCUAGAUCAAAAAGAAGAAUGCAAAGACAAAAGUUACACGGCCAACGAGAAUAUUGUUCAGAAUAUAGAACCAUCGACAGAUCAGAAUGAAUUUCACAGUGAGCAGAAACAAGAAGCUGGCGAAAUUAAUGUCCCGUCUAAUACUUCUCAAGAACAAAAUGUACAAGAUUAUGAAUAUAGUAAUGAAAAUUACUACGAAGAUUCUAAUCAAGCUGAGAAUUACCCGCAAAAUUAUGAAACAGAGUAUAGUGGUUUGAACGACGGAUAUAAUUACGAUCAGAAUGCAUCGUACGAAAACAAUCAGGACGAAAAUUAUGAUCGAAAUAUGUCGUACAACGCUGAUCAAGAACAAAAUUACGAUCCAAAUGCUGCGUACGAAGCUAAUCAAGAUGAAAAUUACAAUUCAAACGCGUUGUAUGAUGCCGAUCAAAGGCAGAAUUAUGAACAGAACGUCUACGAAAAUAAUCAAAGCCAAGAAUAUCAAGAAUAUAUUAAUCAAGAGUAUGUGCAAGGAUCGAGUGAACAAUACGGAGAAUACGCCGGUGAGCAAUAUGGUUCUGAAAAUCAGUACGAACACGAUCCCAACGUGCAAUACCAGGAAAACGCGGAUCAACAAUAUGCGUACGCUUAUGAUCAACAAUACGACUCCAAUCAAGAAAAUGAUCCGAAUGUAAAUCAAUCUUUUGCAUAUUCCGAUUACGAUGCUAAUCAGGCGCAGCUUGUGCAAGAAGAAGAUAAACCGAAUGAGGAAUUGCAAGGAGAGCCAAAACACGAAGAGGCAGAGGGAAACGCUGAUACGGCUCAGAGCAAGAACGAAACGUCAGUUUCCGAAAAUGGGAAGAAAAAGAAAGAUGUAAUUAAAACUUUGUUGGAUUCUGACACGGACAGUACUAUCGAAAGAAACGUUUCGAACACAGAAAGUGAUUUUGAUUUCAAUUGA